AUGGCAGCAAUCGAGACUGAUACCGGCUCCAAAAUCGCUGGCAAAGAUAAAAUCAGUACAGAGACUCAAGACGUUGAGAAAGCUGGCUCAACGCUCUCGUGUUCACGAGCAACAACGGAAGAUGUCCCUCGCGCGAAAAUGAUACGCGACAAGGUUGCUGUGCUGCGACAUCUGGGCAACUUGGAAGCAUGGCUAGACCAAAGAAUCGGCGUCGAGACUCAGGGCAUUGACCGCAUUCCUGAGGACAAGAAAAACGCCCCGUCUUUGUUGAACGCAUUCUUGAUGUGGUUCUCUUUCAACGGCCAUGUAGCUACCCUACCCGUGGGUCUGCUUGGUCCAGAAUUUGGCUUGUCCCUGCAACUGUCCGUCGUUGCCAUCGUCGUCGGAACCCUACUGGGAUCCUUCUUCCCAGCAUACUGUGCGACACUGGGACCCAAGCUCGGUCUCCGCGCCAUUGCAACCUCCCGGUACUCGUUCGGUUUCUGGGGCGCCAAGGUCUGUGCUGUUAUCAACAUUGUGGUUAACGUAGGAUUUGCCGUUGUGUCGUUGGUGCUGGCGGGACAAUUGCUGUCUGCUGUCUCGGACUACAAGAUGACCAUCGACGUGGGAUGUGUCAUUGUCUCUCUAGUCUCGUACCUGAUCUCAUUUGCCGGCUUUGGCAUGAUCCAUACAUUCGAGAAAUAUAUGUGGAUACUGGCGUUCAUCCUCGAAUGUGUGCUUGUUGGCCAAGCUGCGCCUCACAUUGCGACUGACACCCCUUCUUCUUGGUCAGGUCUGGAACUAUCGGCGGCGUUCCUGACAUUCAUGGCCAUUAGCUUCGCAUACGCAGCCGCGUGGGCUUCGACGACAUCGGACUAUUAUUGCAACUAUCUCUCCACGACACCACGCUGGAAGAUAUUCACCCUGACAUAUGCCGGCUUGUCCAUCUCGACCAUUUUCACUCUCACUAUUGGUGCCUGUGUUGGUAAUGCAGUUUUCACUUACGCGCCAUGGACGGACGCAUACGACGCACACGGCCUGGGUGGUGCCAUGGGAGAAAUGUACCAUCCUAACGCAUGGUCCAAGUUUGCGCUGGUCAUGUCAACCUUCACCGUCCUUGGAACACUUGUCGCGAGCAAUUACUCAGCAGGAUUGGCAGCGCAAUUGGUCGGUGACUAUUUUCAUGCAGUGCCGAGGUUGAUUUGGUCCUUUCUCGCUAUGGUGGUUGCCUUGGUUCUCGCUGUUGCCGGACAUGAUUACCUGUCAACAAUUCUGAGCAACUUUUGCAGCAUGCUGGGAUAUUGGAGCGUUUGCUUCGCUGUGAUCCUCUUCCUCGAAGACCAAUGGUUCCGUCGCAAAGACGGAUAUGAUCUCCAUGCGUGGGACGAUCCCAAGGCCCUUCCAAUGGGCAUCGCAGCAGUCGGGACCCUGGUCAUUGGGUACUGUGUAGGUGGUGUUCUAGGCAUGGAUCAAACAUGGUUUGUUGGACCUAUUGCGAAAGCAUUCGGCGGAAUUGGUGGAGAUGUGGGAAUCUACCUCUGCUUUGUUAUCUCUAUCAUCGUGUAUUGGCCUUUGAGGACCUUAGAAAAGAGCAUGGUCAAGAGAUGA
Messenger RNA from Exophiala viscosa, 1587 nucleotides. RefSeq names its product permease for cytosine/purines, uracil, thiamine, allantoin-domain-containing protein. The record is from RefSeq and is a predicted model, not a curated record. Gene Ontology annotation, molecular function: transmembrane transporter activity. NCBI's taxonomy places the organism in Eukaryota, Fungi, Ascomycota, Eurotiomycetes, Chaetothyriales, Herpotrichiellaceae. The transcript has 2 exons. Gene Ontology annotation, biological process: transmembrane transport. Gene Ontology annotation, cellular component: fungal-type vacuole membrane; plasma membrane. Bases 1 to 1587 code for a protein of 528 amino acids.